Trichoderma aggressivum f. europaeum is the source of this 1017-nucleotide messenger RNA. RefSeq lists its product as uncharacterized. NCBI's taxonomy places the organism in Eukaryota, Fungi, Ascomycota, Sordariomycetes, Hypocreales, Hypocreaceae. The record is from RefSeq and is a predicted model, not a curated record. The transcript has a single exon. Bases 1 to 1017 code for a protein of 338 amino acids.
AUGGCCUUGAAUGAGUCAACCACUAGUCAGGGAUAUGACGAAACCAAUGGAGAUGAAGAACACCUUCUUCUUCUGCCAGGAGGCAGACAGUUGGCCUACACUUACAACGGUCCUACCACUUCCCGAACCGUUGUCAUAUUCUUUGUGGGAAUAAUGAGUGUCGGCACAGCUGCUCACGUCCCUGAGUCGUUCCGUGAGAAACAGGCUCUCUGGAUCUCCCCAACACUCUCUGGCAUGGGGAAUUCAAGCAAUCGCGAUCACUCACUGCCGUACCAGGUCACUUUGGCCAACGAUAUGAAUGCACUUCUAAGUCACUUUUAUCCUACGGGCGAUUUUGAUGCUCUAUAUCUUGCAGGUGGUUCAUACGGCACUAUUCAAGCGCAAAUGCUAUACGGGGCACCAUAUGAUCUCUUUCCCUUUGGUCGAAAAAUUGUCGGCUGUCUUUUGCUCAGCGGCUUCUCUCCGCUCAAGUACCAUGUAGGAUACGCAAAGAAAAUUAAUUGGCAUAAUUGGUUUUCUUUUGGGCCACCAACUAGGAUUAUCCCAUUUCGCUUACUACAGCAUCUGUUCAAGAUUGCCAUCGGAUCUAAGCUGCACUCUAUCGACGGCGCGACGCAUUUUCUCAAAGAAGCCAUAUUCAACAAGAUGGAUAACGAGGAGAAACAAAUAUUUGACGAAUGGCUGCAAAAGAACGACUUCACAGAACAUACGGUUAUUAGCGAAAUGGCAGAACGCACGGUCAAAUGCUGCAACAACUGGGAUGGCUUCAUGGAAGUAUCCGACAUCAUUCAUUCUGACUGGGGGUUUGAUCCCCGUACUUUAGACGCAGAGCACUCUUCAAAGCCUGUGUUAGUUGUGGGGUCCAGGAAGGACUACAUCGGGGGAGGGACUAACGAUUGGCUUGUAGCCAACUAUAAGUGUGCGAGGCUCAAGUUGUUGCCUGGAGGUCACAUAUCAGCGUUGUUUUUCAUGGACGAGAUAUGCAAGGAGAUGAUUGACGACGCCUGCCAUAUGUGA